AUGGCGGUACUCGGCGCCAGCGGUUCUGGAAAGUCAACACUGAUCGACGCGCUGGCGAACCGAAUCGCCAAGGGAAGUCUAAAAGGCACGGUGGCGCUGAACGGCGAAACGCUGGAAUCGCGUCUACUGAAGGUGAUCUCUGCGUACGUGAUGCAAGACGACCUGCUCUUCCCGAUGCUCACCGUGGAAGAGACUUUGAUGUUCGCAGCGGAAUUCAGACUUCCGCGCACGCUCUCCAAGUCGAAGAAAAACGCCCGCGUCCAGGCUCUCAUCGAGCAGCUAGGUCUUCGGAACGCCGCGAAAACAGUUAUCGACGACGAAGGUCACCGCGGAGUAUCAGGCGGAGAGCGUCAGAGAGUUUCCAUCGGCAUCGACAUUAUCCACGACCCUAUCCUGCUGUUCCUGGACGAGCCAACCUCGAGACUUGACUCCACCAGCGCGUUCUUGGUGGUGAAGGUUUUGCAGAGAAUCGCACAGAGCAGAAGCAUCGUGAUCAUGUCCAUUCACCAACCGAGUUACCGAAUCCUAGGGCUUCUGGACCGCAUGAUCUUCUUAUCAUGGGGCCAAACCGUUUACAGCGGUUCACCGUCGCAGUUACCGGUUUUCUUCUCCGAGUUCGGUCAUCCGAUUCCGGAAACCGACAACAAAACGGAAUUCGCGUUGGACCUGAUUCGCGAACUGGAAGGCUCCCCCGGCGGAACGAAGAGCUUGGUCGAGUUCAACAAAUCGUGGCAGAGCAUGACGAAGCACCAUCAAACGACAACUGAGGCGGAACGGAACGGGUUAUCGUUGAAGGAAGCAAUAAGCGAGAGCAUUUCGCGAGGGAAACUGGUUUCUGGAGCCACGAACACGAACCCGAACCCGUCGUCGAUGGUGCCAACUUUUGCGAAUCCGUUUUGGAUUGAGAUGGCGACGCAGUCGAAGCGGUCGUUCUUGAACCCUAACACCACGUAA
This is a messenger RNA of Vigna angularis (adzuki bean), 954 nucleotides long. RefSeq names its product ABC transporter G family member 1. The record is from RefSeq and is a predicted model, not a curated record. Gene Ontology annotation, molecular function: ATP binding; ATP hydrolysis activity; ABC-type transporter activity. NCBI's taxonomy places the organism in Eukaryota, Viridiplantae, Streptophyta, Magnoliopsida, Fabales, Fabaceae. The coding region runs from base 1 to 954 and encodes 317 amino acids. The transcript has a single exon.